AUGCUGGUUGAUUUGCUUUCGCGGGUUUUUUGUACAUUGUCCGAAAUGAGCCACCAGGCGAAUGUCCAUGAUGGUGACGGCCAUCAUUCAUUUGAGAUCUCUCGUGAAGACAUCUUUAAGCCUUAUAAAGAACCAUGGGCUGUUAGAUCCCUUUUUCCAUUUCUUACGAGUCUAAUAGAUGUACCUGUGACUUUUUUCAGAGAGCAAAUUGUUGACCGGAUACCUAGAAAAAAAUUCUACUACUAUCACCAGCGUUUUGCGCGUGUUCCUGAAAUUGACACUUGUGUAGUUGGUGACAGAGUCUGUAUAGCUGAGGCCAACGAUCAAUUUCACCGUGAUAGACUUGUGGACGCUAACAUCGUACGAAUUCUUCGUCAACGUCGUGAGGCUUGUAGACGGUGGUAUGACCGAGACUAUGAGGAUAUGGAUCGUUUCUGCAAAACGUAUAUUGAAGAACAUGAGGAGGCUGCCACUAACUAUUUUAUCAAGUACGGCGAGCUCUUCUUCUGGAGCGACGUGCGUGACGCCUUCAUGAAACAAAAACAUCGGAUGCUCUGGGAACGUGAAAACGGCCCCGUGGGCUCCAAAGGCAAGGCCAAGUCCGGUGAUAAAGAGGCAGAUGAUACCGUUUCCUUCUUGCGUCGUUUUUACGGUCAUAUUUAUCUUCCGAAGGAACUUCGUUAUUAA
Messenger RNA from Mesocestoides corti, 687 nucleotides. The record is from the annotation of a GenBank genome assembly. NCBI's taxonomy places the organism in Eukaryota, Metazoa, Platyhelminthes, Cestoda, Cyclophyllidea, Mesocestoididae.